This is a messenger RNA of Rana temporaria (common frog), 11583 nucleotides long. Its product is annotated as mucin-2-like. NCBI's taxonomy places the organism in Eukaryota, Metazoa, Chordata, Amphibia, Anura, Ranidae. The transcript is spliced from 24 exons. The record is from RefSeq and is a predicted model, not a curated record. Bases 1 to 11583 code for a protein of 3860 amino acids. Gene Ontology annotation, cellular component: extracellular matrix.
AUGAGUCCUGCCGUGUCCCGACACACACAACCGCAUACAGCAGAAGGCAGGAGCAGAGAGCAGAGUGGGCGGGGCAGAACGUUUGAGUGCGUCUGUGAAGGGACAUCGUUUUCAGCACAUGAGGAGGCUCUGGAGUCUGGAGAGGAGACACUGGUUAUCAGAAGCAAUGGGGAAGUAACACUUAAUUCUGAUGAGAUUACAUUACCCUAUUCACGUGGAAAUCUGAGUGUUUUUGAGCCCACAAGCUUUACCACUGUUGUCUAUACACAACUUGGUGUUCGACUGGAAAUCACAAGGGUGCCUGAGAUGCAACUGUAUAUAUAUGUAAGCACUGCUUUAUCUGGAAAAGUCUGUGGUCUUUGUGGAAAUUUCAAUGAUAAACAGUUGGAUGAUUUUGUUGUUCCGGGAGGAAUGUCAGUACAAGAUUUGUCUACUUUUACACAUUCAUGGAGGAGUGAUCACACCUGUGGAAAAGUUUUAACAGAUACUAUUGAUCCGUGUGCCAUUAACAUUCAAAAAGAAUCGUAUGCACAUGACUGGUGCUCCAAGCUGAAUUCCGGAACUGAAGUUUUCUCAGCUUGUCACUCUGUAGUUAAUCCAACAAUUUAUUAUCAGAGAUGCUUGUAUGAUGCCUGUUUGUGCAAGAGAUCAGAAGACUGUUUAUGUGCAGUAUUUUCAAACUACAUCCGAGCGUGUGCUGAGCGUGGAAUCAGGCUUCAAAACUGGAGAGAACAUAUUUGUGAUAAAUAUGUAAAAGAAUGUCCAUCUACAAUGAACUUCCAGUACAAUGUAGAUAAAUGCCAGCCCACCUGCAUGGCUUUGAGUGAAACAGAUGAAUCCUGCUUGUUGUCAUUUGCCCCUACCGAAGGCUGCGUCUGUAACCAAGAUUUGUACAUGAGUGAGAAAGAUUGUAAACCACCUAUGGUCUACUUUAACUGCUCUUUAGAACCUCCCGGCGCCACUGGGAUUGAAUGUUUAGAAAGCUGUCAAAGAUUAGAUAUUGACUGCUAUAGCGUUGAAUGUGUGUCGGGUUGUGUUUGUCCCGACAACCUGUUAGCUGAUGGAAAAGGAGGAUGUGUUUCCAUGGACAGCUGCUCUUGUAUGUUCAAUAACAUUGUAUAUGAGCACAUGCAAACAACAACGAUUGGAUGUAACAUGUGUACCUGCAAGAACCGUAAAUGGGAAUGUGACCAUGAUGUCCCUAUGGGAGUGUGUAAAGUUUAUGGAGAUGGAAAUUAUGAGACAUUUGAUGGAAGACGAUAUCGAUUCAGUGGAGAAUGUGAAUACAUUGUCGCUCAGGAUUGUUGUGGAGAGGAUAAAGAGAAUUCAACAUUCAAAGUUAUUACUGAAAAUACACAAUGUAGUGACACUGGUUUAACUUGUGCCAAGACCAUCAUAGUUAGUCUAGAGGGUUAUGAAAUCCUUCUUACCGAUGGAGAAGUGGAGGUUAUUAAUGUGGGAGAUGGAGAAGAAACCCCUUAUUACAUCAAAAACAAUAGUCUUAAUUUGAUCAUCAAAGCAAAAAAUGGAAUUAUCCUGGUUUGGGAUAAGAAGACGGGUCUUUCAAUCAAGGUCCCAGAACAGUUUCAGCAUAAAGUUUGUGGACUCUGUGGAAAUUAUGAUGGCAAUUCAAACAAUGAUUUUAAUACAAGAGGCCACUGUACUGUUGAGGAUAUUUUGGAAUUUGGCAACAGCUGGAAGAUGAAACCAACAUGCAACGAUGUUAAAGACAUAAUAGAACCUUGUGAUGUUAACCCGUUCAGAAAGCCAUGGGCACAAAGACAAUGCAGUGUCAUCCUCAGUGACACCUUCAAAGCCUGCCAUUCUCAGGUGGAUCCCAGUAGUUAUUAUGAAGCAUGUGUGAAAGAUUCAUGUGCUUGUGAUGAAGGAGGAGACUGUGAAUGCUUUUGCACUGCAGUAGCCCAAUACGCUCAGGCUUGCCUUUCUCACUGUGUCUGUGUGGAGUGGAGAACUCCUACUCGUUGCCCUGCAUUCUGUGAAUAUUACAAUGAGCAUGAAGAUGAGUGUCAGUGGCAUUAUAGACCCUGUGGACCCCACUGCAUGAAAUCCUGUAGGAACCCAUCAGGAGUUUGUGCAUCUGAUGCAGUCAAAGUGGAAGGUUGUUAUCCAGUAUGUCCACCUGAGAAACCGUUUUUUGAGGAAGUUAGUAUGAAAUGUGUAGAUGUAUGUGGAUGCUACGACAACACAGGGAAAUACUAUAAUCCUGGAGAGCAAAUACCCUCUUGUGACCCCUGUGUAAUUUGUACUGGAACAACAACAUCAACCACUACAACUACCACACCAUCUACAACUACUGGAACAACCACUACACCAUCAUCUACAUCCACUGGAACAACAACAUCAACCACACCACCAUCUACAACUACUGGAACAACAACAUCAACCACUACAACUACCACACCAUCUACAACUACUGGAACACCAUUUACCACUACAGCUACACCACCAUCUUCAACUACUGGAACAAUAAUCACUACAACUACCCCACUAUCUACAACUUCUGUAACAACAACAGCAACCACAACAACUACACCGCCAUCUACAACCACUGGAACAACAACAUCAACCUCUACACCACCAUCUACAACUAGUGGAUCAACAACAUCAACUACUACAACUACCACACCAUCUACAGCUACUGGAACAACAACAUCAACCACUACACCACCAUCUACAACCACUGGAACAACAACAUCAACCACUACACCACCAUAUACAACUAGUGGAACAACAACAUCAACUACUACAACUACCACACCAUCUACAACUAGUGGAACAACAACAUCAACCACUAUACCACCAUCUACAACUACUGGAACAACAACAUCAACCACUACACCACCAUCUACAACCACUGGAACAACAAUAUCAACCACUACACCACCAUCUACAACUAGUGGAACAACAACAUCAACUACUACAACUACCACACCAUCUACAACUACUGGAACAACCACUACACCACCAUCUACAUCCACUGGAACAACAACAUCAACCACUACAACCACACCACCAUCUACAACUACAACUACCACACCAUCUACAACUAGUGGAACAACAACAUCAACCACUACACCACCAUCUUCAACUACUGGAACAAUAAUCACUACAACUACCCCACUAUCUACAACUUCUGUAACAACAACAGCAACCACAACAACUACACCACGAUCUACAACUACUGGAACAACAACAUCAACCACUACAACCACACCACCAUCUACAACUACAACUACCACACCAUCUACAACUAGUGGAACAACAACAUCAACCACUAUACCACCAUCUACAACUACUGGAACAACAACAUCAACCACUACACCACCAUCUACAACCACUGGAACAACAACAUCAACCACUACACCACCAUCUACAACUAGUGGAACAACCACAUCAACUACUACAACUACCACACCAUCUACAACUACUGGAACAACCACUACACCACCAUCUACAACCACAUCAACCACUACACCACCAUCUACAACUAGUGGAACAACAACAUCAACUACUACAACUACCACACCAUCUACAACUACUGGAACAACCACUACACCACCAUCUACAACUACUGGAACAACAACAUCAACCACUACAACUAUCACACCAUCUACAACUACUGGAACAACAUUUACCACUACAGCUACACCACCAUCUUCAACUACUGGAACAAUAACCACUACAACUAGUGGAACAACAACAUCAACCACUAUACCACCAUCUACAACUACUGGAACAACAACAUCAACCACUACACCACCAUCUACAACCACUGGAACAACAACAUCAACCACUACACCACCAUCUACAACUAGUGGAACAACAACAUCAACUACUACAACUACCACACCAUCUACAACUACUGGAACAACCACUACACCACCAUCUACAACCACUGGAACAACAACUACUACAACUACCACACCAUCUACAACUACUGGAACAACAACAUCAACCACUACACCACCAUCUACAACUACUGGAACAACAACAUCAACCACUACACCACCAUCUACAACCACUGGAACAGCAACAUCAACCACUAUACCACCAUCUACAACUAGUGGAACAACAUCAACUACUACAACUACCACACCAUCUACAACUACUGGAACAACAACAUCAACCACUACACCACCAUCUACAACUACUGGAACAACUACAUUAACCACUACACCACCAUCUACAACCACUGGAACAACAACAUCAACCACUACAACCACACCACCAUCUACAACUACUGGAACAACAACAUCAACCACUACAACUAUCACACCAUCUACAACUACUGGAACAACAUUGACCACUACAGCUACACCACCAUCUUCAACUACUGAAACAAUAACAUCAACGACUACACCACCAUCUACAACUACUGGAACAACAACAACAACAACAACCACUACAACUACACCACCAUCUUCAACUACUGGAACAACAACAUCAACCACAGCAACUACCCCACCAUCUACAACUACUGGAACAACCACUACACCACAAUCUACAUCCACUGGAACAACAACAUCAACCACUACACCACCAUCUACAAUUACUGGAACAACAAUAUCAACCACUACACCCCCAUCUACAACCACUAGAACAACAACAUCAACCUCUACACCACCAUCUACAACUAGUGGAACAACAACAUCAACCACUACACCACCAUCUACAACCACUGGAACAACAACAUCAACCACUACAACCACAUCACCAUCUACAACUACUGGAACAACAACAUCAACCACUACAACUAUCACACCAUCUACAACUACUGGAACAACAUCAUCAACCACUACACCACCAUCUACAACUACUGGAACAACAACAUCAACCACUACACCACCAUCUACAACCACUGGAACAACAACAUCAACCACUACAACCACAUCACCAUCUACAACUACUGGAACAACAACAUCAACCACUACAACUAUCACACCAUCUUCAACUACUGGAACAAUAACAUCAACGACUACACCACCAUCUACAACUACUGGAACAACAACCACAACCACUACAACUACACCACCAUCUUCAACUACUGGAACAACAACAUCAACCACAACAACUACCCCACCAUCUACAACUACUGGAACAACCACUACACCACCAUCUACAACCACUGGAACAACAACAUCAACCACACCACCAUCUAUAACUACUGAAACAACAACAUCAACCACUACAACUACCACACCAUCUACAACUACUGGAACAACAUUUACCACUACAGCUACACCACCAUCUUCAACUACUGGAACAAUAACCACUACAACUACCCCACUAUCUACAACUUCUGUAACAACAACAGCAACCACAACAACUACACCGCCAUCUACAACCACUGGAACAACAACAUCAACCUCUACACCACCAUCUACAACUAGUGGAUCAACAACAUCAACUACUACAACUACCACACCAUCUACAACUACUGGAACAACAACAUCAACCACUACACCACCAUCUACAACUACUGGAACAACAACAUCAACCACUACACCACCAUCUACAACUACUGGAACAACAACAUCAACUACUACAACUACCACACCCUCUACAACUACUGGAACAACAACAUCAACCAUUACACCACCAUCUACAACUACUGGAACAACCACAUUAACCACUACACCACCAUCUACAACCACUGGAACAAAAACAUCAACCACUACAACCACACCACCAUCUACAACUACUGGAACAACAAUAUCAACCACUACAACUAUCACACCAUCUACAACUACUGGAACAACAUUGACCACUACAGCUACACCACCAUCUUCAACUACUGGAACAAUAACAUCAACGACUACACCACCAUCUACAACUUCUGGAACAACAACCACUGCAACUACACCACCAUCUACAAUUACUGGAACAACAACAUCAACCACAACAACUACCCCACCAUCUACAACUACUGGAACAACAACCACUACAACUACACCACCAUCUACAACUACUGGAACAACAACAACAACCACUACAACUACACCACCAUCUUCAACUACUGGAACAACAACCACUGCAACUACACCACCAUCUACUAUUACUGGAACAACAACAUCAACCACAACAACUACCCCACCAUCUACAACUACUGGAACAACCACUAUACCACCAUCUACAUCCACUGGAACAACAGCAUCAACCACUACACCACCAUCUACAACUACUGAAAAAACAACAUCAACCUCUACACCACCAUCUACAACUAGUGGAACAACAACAACUACUACAACUACCACACCAUCUACAACUACUGGAACAACAACAUCAACCACUACACCACCAUCUACAACUACUGGAACAACAACAUCAACCACUACACCACCAUCUACAACCACUGGAACAGCAACAUCAACCACUAUACCACCAUCUACAACUAGUGGAACAACAUCAACUACUACAACUACCACACCAUCUACAACUACUGGAACAACAACAUCAACCACUACACCACCAUCUACAACUACUGGAACAACUACAUUAACCACUACACCACCAUCUACAACCACUGGAACAACAACAUCAACCACUACAACCACACCACCAUCUACAACUACUGGAACAACAACAUCAACCACUACAACUAUCACACCAUCUACAACUACUGGAACAACAUUGACCACUACAGCUACACCACCAUCUUCAACUACUGAAACAAUAACAUCAACGACUACACCACCAUCUACAACUACUGGAACAACAACAACAACCACUACAACUACACCACCAUCUUCAACUACUGGAACAACAACAUCAACCACAACAACUACCCCACCAUCUACAACUACUGGAACAACCACUACACCACCAUCUACAUCCACUGGAACAACAACAUCAACCACUACACCACCAUCUACAAUUACUGGAACAACAAUAUCAACCACUACACCCCCAUCUACAACCACUAGAACAACAACAUCAACCUCUACACCACCAUCUACAACUAGUGGAACAACAACAUCAACCACUACACCACCAUCUACAACCACUGGAACAACAACAUCAACCACUACAACCACAUCACCAUCUACAACUACUGGAACAACAACAUCAACCACUACAACUAUCACACCAUCUACAACUACUGGAACAACAUCAUCAACCACUAUACCACCAUCUACAACUACUGGAACAACAACAUCAACCACUACACCACCAUCUACAACCACUGGAACAACAACAUCAACCACUACAACCACAUCACCAUCUACAACUACUGGAACAACAACAUCAACCACUACAACUAUCACACCAUCUACAACUACUGGAACAACAUUGACCACUACAGCUACACCACCAUCUUCAACUACUGGAACAAUAACAUCAACGACUACACCACCAUCUACAACUACUGGAACAACAACCACAACCACUACAACUACACCACCAUCUUCAACUACUGGAACAACAACAUCAACCACAACAACUACCCCACCAUCUACAACUACUGGAACAACCACUACACCACCAUCUACAACCACUGGAACAACAACAUCAACCACACCACCAUCUAUAACUACUGAAACAACAACAUCAACCACUACAACUACCACACCAUCUACAACUACUGGAACAACAUUUACCACUACAGCUACACCACCAUCUUCAACUACUGGAACAAUAACCACUACAACUACCCCACUAUCUACAACUUCUGUAACAACAACAGCAACCACAACAACUACACCGCCAUCUACAACCACUGGAACAACAACAUCAACCUCUACACCACCAUCUACAACUAGUGGAUCAACAACAUCAACUACUACAACUACCACACCAUCUACAGCUACUGGAACAACAACAUCAACCACUACACUACCAUCUACAACUACUGGAACAACAACAUCAACCACUACACCACCAUCUACAACUACUGGAACAACAACAUCAACUACUACAACUACCACACCCUCUACAACUACUGGAACAACAACAUCAACCAUUACACCACCAUCUACAACUACUGGAACAACCACAUUAACCACUACACCACCAUCUACAACCACUGGAACAAAAACAUCAACCACUACAACCACACCACCAUCUACAACUACUGGAACAACAAUAUCAACCACUACAACUAUCACACCAUCUACAACUACUGGAACAACAACAUCAACCACAACAACUACCCCACCAUCUACAACUACUGGAACAACCACUACACCACCAUCUACAACCACUGGAACAACAACAUCAACCACACCACCAUCUAUAACUACUGAAACAACAACAUCAACCACUACAACUACCACACCAUCUACAACUACUGGAACAACAUUUACCACUACAGCUACACCACCAUCUUCAACUACUGGAACAAUAACCACUACAACUACCCCACUAUCUACAACUUCUGUAACAACAACAGCAACCACAGCAACUACACCGCCAUCUACAACCACUGGAAAAACAACAUCAACCUCUACACCACCAUCUACAACUAGUGGAUCAACAACAUCAACUACUACAACUACCACACCAUCUACAGCUACUGGAACAACAACAUCAACCACUACACUACCAUCUACAACUACUGGAACAACAACAUCAACCACUACACCACCAUCUACAACUACUGGAACAACAACAUCAACUACUACAACUACCACACCCUCUACAACUACUGGAACAACAACAUCAACCAUUACACCACCAUCUACAACUACUGGAACAACCACAUUAACCACUACACCACCAUCUACAACCACUGGAACAAAAACAUCAACCACUACAACCACACCACCAUCUACAACUACUGGAACAACAAUAUCAACCACUACAACUAUCACACCAUCUACAACUACUGGAACAACAUUGACCACUACAGCUACACCACCAUCUUCAACUACUGGAACAAUAACAUCAACGACUACACCACCAUCUACAACUUCUGGAACAACAACCACUGCAACUACACCACCAUCUACAAUUACUGGAACAACAACAUCAACCACAACAACUACCCCACCAUCUACAACUUCUGGAACAACAACCACUACAACUACACCACCAUCUACAACUACUGGAACAACAACAACAACCACUACAACUACACCACCAUCUUCAACUACUGGAACAACAACCACUACAUCAACCACUACACCACCAUCUACAACCACUGGAACAACAACAUCAACCACUACACCACCAUCUACAACUACUGGAACAACAACAUCAACCACUGGAACAACAACAUCAACCACUACACCACCAUCUACAACUACUGGAACAACAAAAACCACUACACCACCAUCUACAACCACUGGAACAACAAAAACCACUACACCACCAUCUACAACCACUGGAACAACAACAUCAACCUCUACACCACCAUCUACAACUAGUGGAACAACAACAUCAACUACUACAACUACCACACCCUCUACAACUACUGGAACAACCACAUUAACCACUACACCACCAUCUACAACCACUGGAACAAAAACAUCAACCACUACAACCACACCACCAUCUACAACUACUGGAACAACAAUAUCAACCACUACAACUAUCACACCAUCUACAACUACUGGAACAACAUUGACCACUACAGCUACACCACCAUCUUCAACUACUGGAACAAUAACAUCAACGACUACACCACCAUCUACAACUUCUGGAACAACAACCACUGCAACUACACCACCAUCUACAAUUACUGGAACAACAACAUCAACCACUACAACUACACCACCAUCUUCAACUACUGGAACAACAACCACUGCAACUACACCACCAUCUACUAUUACUGGAACAACAACAUCAACCACAACAACUACCCCACCAUCUACAACUACUGGAACAACCACUACACCACCAUCUACAACUACUGGAACAACAACAGCAACCACUACACCACCAUCUACAAUUACUGUAACAACAACAUCAGCCACUACACCACCAUCUACAACUACUGGAACAACAACAUCAGCCACUACACCACCAUCUACAACCACUGGAACAACAACAUCAACCUCUACACCACCAUCUACAACUAGUGGAACAACAGCAUCAACCACUACACCACCAUCUACAACCACUGGAACAACAUCAUCAACCACUACACCACCAUCUACAACUACUGGAACAACAACAUCAACCACUGGAACAACAACAUCAACCACUACACCACCAUCUACAACUACUGGAACAACAAAAACCACUACACCACCAUCUACAACCACUGGAACAACAAAAACCACUACACCACCAUCUACAACCACUGGAACAACAACAUCAACCUCUACACCACCAUCUACAACUAGUGGAACAACAACAUCAACUACUACAACUACCACCACACCAUCUACAACUACUGGAACAACAACAUCAACCACUACACCACCAUCUACACCUACUGGAACAACAACAUCAACCACUACACCACCAUCUACAACUACUGGAACAACAAAAACCACUACACCACCAUCUACAACCACUGGAACAACAACAUCAACCUCUACACCACCAUCUACAACUAGUGGAACAACAACAUCAACUACUACAACUGCCACACCAUCUACAACUACUGGAACAACAACAUCAACCACUACACCACCAUCUACAACCACAGGAACAACAACAUCAACCACUACACCACCAUCUACAACUACUGGAACAACAAAAACCACUACACCACCAUCUACAACCACUGGAACAACAAAAACCACUACACCACCAUCUACAACCACUGGAACAACAACAUCAACCUCUACACCAUCAUCUACAACUAGUGGAACAACAACAUCAACUACUACAACUACCACACCAUCUACAACUACUGGAACAACAACAUCAACCACUACACCACCAUCUACAACUACUGGAACAACAACAUCAACCACUACACCACCAUCUACAACUACUGGAACAACAACAAUAACCACUACACCACCAUCUACAACUACUGGAACAACAACAUCAACCGGUACCUAUACCAAUGCUACUCACCCCAAUCCAAUGCUGCUAAUCCCAGUGCUCACAAAAGAUGACAGCAAAUUCACUACCCUCUCCUCACAGGCUGUGAUUGACAGCAUCAGGUGUCUGGCUCCUGUGAGGAGGGGAAGAGUACAGCUUGUUCGAGAUCAGGAUCAGCCUGGAGAUACAUGGGUAGCAAAGUGCCAGACAAAAACAUGUAAUAUGGAUGGCAGCAUAAAUCGCGUGCCAUACGUUUGCCCGCCUGCUUCUGGAUCAUGCAGUACACCAAACAGUACUCUUGUAGGAGUGCCGCCUUCUAAAGGUUCCUGCUGUCCUACCUAUACAUGUGCAUGCGUUCCAGGCUCAUGCUCACUACCCCAAGUUUUCUGUCAACCUGGUUUUCGGCCAGAAGUAACCAUUGAAGGCUGCUGUCCCAAAACAACUUGUGUACCAAAAGGAGUUUGUGUGAAGGAUGGCAUUGAAUACCAGCCGGGCUCUCCAAUAUAUACUGCUCCAAAUAGCUGCAAAGAGUGCAAUUGUACUUCUAUGGUUAGCAGCUCAACACUACUGUAUGAAAUUAAUUGCCAAGCCAUUAUCUGCAAUACCACAUGUGGCCUGUUGUGA